Messenger RNA from Fusarium keratoplasticum, 426 nucleotides. RefSeq lists its product as uncharacterized. The transcript has a single exon. The record is from RefSeq and is a predicted model, not a curated record. The coding region runs from base 1 to 426 and encodes 141 amino acids. NCBI's taxonomy places the organism in Eukaryota, Fungi, Ascomycota, Sordariomycetes, Hypocreales, Nectriaceae.
AUGUUUUACCGAGCAAGCUUCAAGCCUGGAGAUAUAUUUCUCUACGGAAUAUACGGAAUCCAGUACCAAGGCCAGAGUCUUUCAGGCCGGCAGUUGCAUCUCGUUCAACAGUUCGACGAGCUCAUCGCUGGGCAAGCUCACCUUGAUCGCAUCACUGUUCCCGGCAACGAUGGAUUUGCCACUCAGAUAUGGCUCUCAUACUGGUGGCCGGAGUCUCACGCAGAAUGGUGGUCCAAGCCUGCCGUUAAAGAGUUUUGGGACGGCCUUCCGGAAGACGCAGGCAUGUGGCGAGAAGUCCUUACCGUCUCGCCCAGCAGAGUGCAGAACGCAUGCACUGCCGAGUUGAAGAACGGACUGAACGGCCUUGGAGAUAUGGAGCUGUUGACGGGGCCUGUAUCCUUGAAUGUUCCACAGUCUGAGACGUGA